Molecule: messenger RNA, 669 nt
Organism: Schistosoma turkestanicum
Lineage: Eukaryota; Metazoa; Platyhelminthes; Trematoda; Strigeidida; Schistosomatidae
Source: the annotation of a GenBank genome assembly
AUGCAAAAGAUAUUUACGGAUCUGGUUCCAUUUUGGUUUCUAAUCAUACAAGUUAUGGUAACUGUAUCUUUAUGUCUGCAAAUAGUAGCAGUUGUCACUUUAAUCGCGUACAUGUGUAAAAGAAUCAGACACGUGGAACGUCAGUCGUUCUUUAUUUCGCUCAUUACAUUCUGUCAUUCUUGCUCAACGAUUUUAUUAUUUAUAUCCGUGGUUAUCUUCGGGGUAAAUUAUCAAACGGAGACUUGGAUGCCUUAUCCCACACUCAAUUGGCCAUCGUGGUCAUAUGGAUUUGCAAUUCUUGCUGGAUUCUCUUCAUUCCUUUCAGCUAUUUCAUUUGGUUUAUUCAACAAAGAAUUACGUCGAGAUAUUCAAUCAUUAGUAUUAGAAUUCCCAAUGAGCACAAAAGUCAAAACACGACGUCGAUGGAAAUUAAUUAAACGUCAUUGGCCGGAAGAAGCUGUACCAGUUAAACCAGCCGAUGAAGAAAACUCAACAUUCCCACAAGGACAAAAAUAUCACUCACGCUCUGAUUUAGAUGAACAAGCAAGAUCCACAGAUAAAUUCAGUGAAGAAUAUAGUUUCAGUGGAAGUAGUGGAGAUAAUUUAGUUCAUGAUAAUCGAAAAUUUAGAGCCUAUCGUGACAGUAAUCGAGAAGGUUCUGAAAUUUAG